This is a messenger RNA of Sabethes cyaneus, 1032 nucleotides long. RefSeq names its product trypsin eta-like. Lineage: Eukaryota; Metazoa; Arthropoda; Insecta; Diptera; Culicidae. Gene Ontology annotation, biological process: proteolysis. The transcript is spliced from 5 exons. Bases 1 to 1032 code for a protein of 343 amino acids. The record is from RefSeq and is a predicted model, not a curated record. Gene Ontology annotation, molecular function: serine-type endopeptidase activity.
AUGCUGCCUAGCACGAGCACCAGGUGGUGGUUGGUACUGCUGGUAGCGUUGCUACCAAUUUUGUCAUUAAGCAGUAACGGUUACGCGGUGUCUUCUGACGAUGAAUCUAGCAGCAACGGCCCCCGGAUCGUUGGAGGGUUCAAAGCAAGUGAGAGUGCUACUAGACAUCAGGUGUCCAUCCGGCGCAAAACCACCGACCAGGCCUCGUUCGGUAGCGGGCACUUUUGCGGGGGCAGCCUUAUCAACAACCACACCGUACUGACGGCCGCUCACUGUUUGGUGGACGAAAAAAAUCGAAAACGAGCUCCGAGUUACUUCCGCGUGGUUGGAGGCAGCACCAGCCGGUUGGAACUUACGACCCAGGUGGAAAUCCGAGACGUUUCCCGGGUUACGAUUCACGAGCACUACAAUCCCAAUACGUUCGAAAAUGAUAUUGGAGUUUUGAUCCUUACGGAAGUGAUUCCCAGUUCACACCAAACCUUGCAGACGAUUCAGCAAGUAACCACCGUACCGACGGCGGGAGUAAUUUGUCAAACCAGCGGUUGGGGAACUACGCAACACGGAGUAUCGCUGGCGACCCCCUAUUUGAUGGCAGUUAACAUAACGGUUCAACCGAUGGAGCAGUGCAACUCAUCGACCAGCUAUCGGGGAGGCCUCACGAAGGGUAUGUUGUGCGUGGGACAGUUCGAGGGCGGUCGUGACGCCUGCCAGGGAGACUCCGGAGGACCUUUGGUGUGUAACGAACUACUAGCAGGUAUCGUAUCAUUCGGGAAUGAUUGUGCUAAGCCGGGCUUUCCCGGUAUCUAUGCGGAUGUGGCGUACUACCGGGAGUGGAUUCGGAAGAAUGGCGCCGGAAGAAGCGGUAUCGCCGGUGGCAUCCUUGGGGCACUGGCGUUUGGAAUCCUCAUUACCUCAACGGAGUACACAGGAUCGAAGCUGUCCAACGAAGAUUUGGUCGAUAUGCUCUUCGGAGGUUACCCUGGAAUAAUCCACACCAGCUGUCAAGUUACGAAAGUCGUGCACAGCUUAUAG